This is a messenger RNA of Striga asiatica, 1611 nucleotides long. The record is from the annotation of a GenBank genome assembly. Lineage: Eukaryota; Viridiplantae; Streptophyta; Magnoliopsida; Lamiales; Orobanchaceae.
AUGUUUAGAAAAAAUGAGAAGGGCAAAAUUGUCCAAGGGGGCGGUGACUAUCUAUUUAAGCCGGCCAGCCUUUGUUAUGGGUAUGUUUCACUCCAAAAUUCCCGGCCAGGUCACCGCCGCCGCCCCCUGCACAACCACAACCCUAGGACAUUAUCAGCCUGGCGGCCGCCAUCUGGCUCCAAUCAAUCAACGGCACCAACUCCAACUUCCCGGCUUACUCCUCCCACCUCAAACACGCCCUCUCCAUCUCCCAACUCCAACUUAACAACCUCGCCUUCGCCUCCGACGCCAGCAAGCUCCUCGGCUGGCUCUCCGGCCUCGCCGCCUCCCGCCUCCCCCUCCCCCUCCCCGCCGUCCUCCUCCCUCGGCCUCGCCGGCUACCUCCCCCAAUACCUCCUCCUCACAAAUCGAAUCCACACCCUCGCCUACCCCGCCGUCUUCGCCCUCACCGUCCUCGCCGGAAACAGCGUCUGCUGGAUCAACACCGUCUCCUACGUCCUCGCCAUCAACAAUUUCCCCCUCGACCGGAAAAUCGCCGUAGGCCUCUCCACCAGCUACGUCGGCCUCAGCACCGCCAUCUACACAAACGCCGUCAACAUCCUCGCUGGCCGGGCGGGCUCCCCGGCCCGCCGGGCCGAGUACUUCCUCCUUCUCAACGCCCUCGUCCCACUCACCGUGUGUGUCCUAGUGGCCCCGAUCGUUCUCGCCAGAGACCCGACUCUCGGGAAGUCGAGGGUUUUGGAGAGCGGUUUUCGAUCCCUUUUCGUGAUCACGGUUUUCACGGGCCUUCUCGGCGUGACGUCGAGCCUCUUCUCGUCUACGGUUUUGUUAGCGUUGGUGGUUGUGUUUUUCGUGUUUCUGCUAAUGCCGUUGUCUACUCCGCUCGUCGAGUGGGCUCGGGAGACGAUGCAGAAGAAGUGUCUGUUGAGGCUUUACGACGAGGGCGAAGGGGAGGAGAUCGGGCCGUUGAUGAUGUUGAGACGGGUCGAGUUUUGGUUGUAUUUUUUCGUGUAUUUGUUCGGGGCAACGCUUGGGUUGGUUUACUUGAAUAACUUGGGGCAAGUGGCCGAGUCGAGAGGAUGCUCGGGGACUUUGUCGCUCGUCUCGUUGUCUUCGGCUCUCAGAUUCUUUGGUCGACUGUUGCCUUCUCUAUUCGACUACUUCUCAUCCUCCUCCUCAAAGAAAAAACGGGCGGCAUCGACAGUGACGGCCAUGGGGGCCAUGACGGCCCCGAUGUGUGGGGCCUUCUUCUUGUUGGUGAUCAUCUGUGAUGACGUGGCGCUGUACGCAUCCACGGCGGUUAUAGGGUUGUGCACUGGAGCGAUAACUUCGGUGGCUGUGACAAUGACGACUGAGCUGUUUGGGGCGGCCAAUUUCGGGGUGAACCAUAUUAUUGUAGUGCUGAAUAUUCCGAUUGGGUCCUUCGGAUUUGGUUACCUGGCAGCAUUGCUGUACAGCAGGGAGCGUGCGGGUGGGGAAGACAACUGCAUGGGCCACAAGUGCUACCAGGGAACAUUUGUGAUUUGGGGGUGUUUGUGCCUGCUGGCAACCGUGCUGGCUCUCAUCCUGCGAUCCAUAACUAAAAGAGCUGCAACACUGAGGAGAUUCUAG